UUAUCUUAGCCACCGGCAACCGGGAGAUUCCGGAGGGUCUUCUUCGAUCAAAGGAGCGGGAGCUCCGAAGGGCGGCUGCUGUCCCAAUCGUCGGUCGUCUAUGCAAAAUAAGGAAAAAAAAAAAAAAAAUGAAAAACUGUUGAAUAACGUUUCCAGCACGAAGAGAGGGGUGGAGCGGGAGGCCUGUUUUUCUGCCAUUUCGUCAAGCAGUGACGAGUGACGACCAUGGCUUAGGUUUUCUACGCUCUCUCCCAAGUCCCUGCGUCUCUGCCAUGACCAUGAAGCGUUUUCUUGUUCUUCUGUGCUGCUUUGCUCAGCUUCACCUCUCCAUCUCCGGUGCUGCAGGAGCAAUCAAUUCAUUUAAAUCAGUUCCUGAUCUUGAGAAGUCAAUGUAUAUGGUUGUUGAUGGAUAUCCUUGCGUACGGCUACUCAAUAUUUCCGGGGAGAUUGGAUGUUCUAGUCCGGGACGUGCUCCAGUUGUGGCUCCAAUUAUAAGAUUUAGGAAUGCUAUAUCGCUGUCUCAGUCUUCUGCACUUUUAUUGUCAAUAGAUGAAAUGCCGAGCUUCUUUAGUAGAAUAUCAAGUGAUUCAAAUUUUUCUAAGAAUGUAGGUGGCGUUUUAGUUGAAUCCAGAGCUGAAAGUGUAGGUAAAUUAAAAGGAUUCUCUCCUGAUGAAAAGUUUCCUCAAGCCAAGUUUGCUCCUUACCGUAGCAUCGAUUAUGAGUGGAAUCCAACUGGUUCUGGUAUAAUGUGGAAUACUUACAAUUUUCCUAUAUUCUUACUCUCUGAAGAGAGCACAGUGCCCCUGCAGGAGGCUGCCAUAAAGAAUGAGAAGAAAAAGAAAACCUUUACUACAAAUGUGGCUGAGUUUCAUCUAGUGAUGGAGACAACAAAAUCUGGAACUCACGAUUCAGAAUCUUGUUUGAAAGAAGAAACUUGCCUUCCACUAGGCGGAUAUAGUGUUUGGUCAUCACUUCCACCAAUUAAUAUUUCAUCCUCGGAGCAGCGCAAGCCUAUCAUAUUAACAGUGGCAUCUAUGGAUUCUGCUUCAUUUUUUCGUGACAAAAGUCUUGGCGCAGAGUCUCCUAUAUCUGGACUUAUAUCACUGCUGGCAGCUGUUGAUGCACUUUCUCAUGUCAAUGGUUUGAAUGGUCUUGGAAAACAGCUUGUUUUUAUGGUUUUCACUGGAGAAUCAUGGGGUUAUCUUGGCAGCCGGCGAUUUUUACUUGAACUGGAUCUACAUUCUGAUGCUGUUAAUGGUCUUAAUAGUACUUUGAUUGAGUCGGUCAUGGAAAUUGGAUCUGUCGGGAAGGCUUCAAGUCAAGGGCUUAAAAAUUUUUUCGCUCAUGCAGCAGGGACUUCAUCAGCUACAAAUGAGACAUUAAAAGCCUUGCAACGUGCUCAAGAAUCACUAAAGUCUGAGAGCGUUAAUAUCUCUAUGGCUAAUACUUCAAAUCCUGGGCUGCCGCCAUCAUCAUUGAUGGCAUUUAUGAGAAAGAAUUCUCUGACUUCUGGAGUUGUUUUAGAGGAUUUUGAUAGUGUUUUCUCCAACAAGUUCUACCAUAGUCACCUUGAUGAUAUAUCAAAUACAAACUCUUCCGCUAUAGUGGCAGCUGCUACUCUUGUUGCUCGCACCCUUUACAUUCUUGCCAGUGCUGACAAAGAUUUAAGUAUUUCAUCCAUCAGUAAUAUCAGUGCAAACAUCUCUCUGGUUGAGGAGCUUAUGGGUUGCCUGUUGAACUGUAAUCCUGGUCUGUCAUGCGAACUGGUGAAGAACUAUAUUGCAUCAACCAGUACCUGCCCAAACAAUUAUGUUGGUGUUGUUCUGGGAGAACCUUCAUCCACACCUUUUGCUGGGGUGAUCAGUGAUGUUUCCAGGUUUGUGUGGAAUUUUUUGGCUGAUCGGACAUCUUUUCCAAGUGAGCAUACUAGCUCCUAUUGUCCCCAAGAUUGCAGUAAAAUAGGUGGUGUGUGCAUCAGAGCAGAAACAGAUGGAAAGGGAGAUUGUGUCAUCUCCACAACCAGGUAUGUUCCAGCAUAUUCAACCCGUCUAAAGUUUGAGUCCAAGACAUGGGUUGUGUUACCCCCCAACUCAUCCGACAUUACGGAAAUGAUGGAUCCAGUAUGGACUGAGAGCAACUGGGAGCAGAUUAGCCUGCGGGCCUAUGCAGUCCAAGAUUUAGCAUACGACCGUCUCAUUAUGCUGGGGGGGUUUGCUGUCACUGCCUCAGCUUAUAUAGCAAUUGUAAUUACAAGAGCAUUCAUCUCUAAGACCAUGAAGGAGGACUGAGAUGAUCCUGGGUUAUUAAAGGAUCCCCCAUACAAGGAGUUAAAAAAAAAUGGAUAACAAAAAUUGAUUAGAUUGCUUGCAAUUGUCAAAACUAGCUGUAAAAUCCGCACUGGGAUGAAGUGUUAAUUGAGCUGCAUCCUUGUGCUUUCCCCCAUAUUUGAGGAGCCACUGACGUUUCCAAGUUAGUGUUAUUAUUUCCAACUAAA
Messenger RNA from Malania oleifera, 2494 nucleotides. RefSeq names its product nicastrin. Gene Ontology annotation, cellular component: membrane. The transcript has 16 exons. Gene Ontology annotation, biological process: protein processing. The coding region runs from base 273 to 2288 and encodes 671 amino acids. NCBI's taxonomy places the organism in Eukaryota, Viridiplantae, Streptophyta, Magnoliopsida, Santalales, Ximeniaceae. The record is from RefSeq and is a predicted model, not a curated record.